ACUAAAUUAUAGGUAUUUAACUAGCAAAUUAGAGCCAGCCGGUUUACCUUAGCGCAAACCACACAUGCCGCAAGCAGUAAUCAGCGGAAAAUUGGAAAUGUUUUUAUUAAGUUGUCUCUUUUACCUGUCGUCGCGCCAAAACCUUAAAUAAAAGCAAAAUCUAUCGCCAACUUUUACAGCGGGAAAAUCCUUCUGGCGCCAAAUUGAGUCUUCUCUAUCUCUUCUUCAUAAACGAGAGAGAAAAAAAAAAAGAAAGCUUUUGCUCAAAAACACCCAUUUCUCCUUUCUGAAAAUUUUGAUCUCUCUCUCUCUCUCUCUGUUUAUUCUAUAACAAAUAAACCAAUGGAGAUUAUUUCCAAAGAAGAUAAGAUCCAAUCAGCAACCGAUUCAAUCAGUAACAACAUUGAUAAUGGUAGUCCUGUCAAGCGUGCUAUUACCAGUACAGGCUUCCGUGUUUCUUUGGAAAUCAAACAGGAGGAAGAAUCUUCUGCCUUAAAACCGGUGAAAGAGGAACCUGACUUGGGGUUUGAGGAUGAAGCAGGUAUGGAUUUGGAUUCCGAUGAGUUUCUGCAGGGAAGGGCUAAUAGAGUUACCCCAAUUGAGGAAUGUAAGGAGAAGCCGCAAGAACUAGAGAUUUUUAAAGUAAAACAGGAGCCUAAAGAAGUAAAAGAGGACGUUGAUACAUUUAAGCAAGUACUUGGUGUUUCAGUAACCAACAGUGGGAAUACAGAUGAAUGCAAAGUAAAAGAAGUGAAGGAAGAAGCAACAGAAUUAGAGGAGACUAACAUAAGCAAAAGAGAAAAAGACGUGAAAUCAGAGACUAAUCAACCACCACAUCCACAUGUAUUUCCAAAAAAUAUUAGGGACAUGACAUUUCAAGAAUCUUGCUCAUACAGAGAAGGCAGACCCUAUAAGCCAGAUAGCGUUAAAGUCAAAGAAGAGCCUGAUUUAGUAGUGCUAGUAAAUGAGGAGGAGAAGUCCAGUCAAAGAAGUAUAUUUGACAAGCCUAAAUAUGUGAAGAAAGAAGUAGUAGCUGUUGAAGAUACAAGGACCAUAAAUGGUGUUAAAGUGGAAGAUGGUGAUUUUCCACAAGAGAAAGACUGGUACUUGGUUGGUUCAACUAUGCUCACCGCCUUGUCCACUACAAAAGGCAGAAAAUUAGUCGACAAUGAGAUUGUCCAUUUUGUAUUUCCCAAUACCAAUUUCAGAUUCAACUCCCAAUGGAUUGUUCGUUUUUCUACUAAACGUUCUGGAGAGAUUGGUCGGCUUCCAAUGGAAUGGGGAAAAUGUGUUGUUCCACUUGUUAAUUCUAAUAAGGUGAAAUUUCUUGGACGGUGUAUAGCUGCACCUCCUACUCUUCACAUUAUGCAAGAGAUAAUGUUGUACGUGAGCUUUUACAUUCACAGUUCAAUAUUCACUGAGCUUGAUAAGUCAACAUGGCGGCUGGAAGCUCAUUCAAAUGUGGAUUCUACAAUUUAUCCUCUCCUUACUUUGUUCAAAUUGCUGAAAAUUGGACCCUAUCAGAAGGCGGAAUUCACCCCUGAGGAGCUUGAUUCGCGAAAGCGUUCAUUGAAUCUUCAAGAUGAAGCUGGUGCAAUGUUACCAAUAGUAAAAAGGAGAAUGGGUUGCCAGCAGUAUCUAGAACAAAACAAAGACGAACAAGCUAUUUUGGAGUCAUCUCUCAACAAGCUUGUUGGUGCUGUAGAUACAUACAACUUGGAGGAGAUGGAGCCCCCACACACACUAAUGUGCAGUUUAAGGUCAUACCAGAAACAAGCUUUGUACUGGAUGUCUGAAUGUGAAAAAGGGAUCGAUGUUGAGAAAGCAGCAAAAACUCUGCGUCCGUGUUGGGCAGCCUAUCGUAUAUGUGAUGCAAGGGCUUCCUCAAUCUAUUUGAACAUCUUCUCUGGGGAGGCAACCACACAAUUUCCAACAGCAACACAGAUGGCCAGAGGAGGAAUUCUUGCUGAUGCAAUGGGCCUUGGGAAGACAGUGAUGACAAUUUCUCUGAUACUUGCAAGACCUGGCAAGGGAAGUAUUGAUAGCCAAGAAAGCACAAACACUAAGAAAGCAAAGGGUGGCACUCUUAUUGUGUGUCCCAUGGCUUUGCUAGGACAAUGGAAGGAUGAACUUGAAACCCAUUCAGAGCUGGGAAGUAUCUCCAUAUUUGUUCACUAUGGUGGUUUCAGAACAACUGAUCCCAGGGUUAUCUCUGGACAUGAUGUGGUCUUGACAACAUAUGGUGUCCUGACGGCAGCUUAUAAAUCUGAUUUGGAGCACAGCAUUUUUCAUAGGGUAGAGUGGUAUAGGUUGGUGUUAGAUGAAGCUCAUACCAUCAAAUCCUGGAAAACAAUGGGUGCUCAAGCUGCUUUCAAAUUAUCCUCACACUGCCGCUGGUGUCUCACAGGGACACCCCUUCAGAAUAACUUGGAAGACCUCUACAGCCUUCUAUGCUUCUUGCAUGUUGAACCUUGGUGCAACUGGGCCUGGUGGAGCAAAUUGAUUCAGAGGCCUUAUGAGAAUGGUGAUCCAAGAGGGAUGAAAUUGAUCAAGGCUAUUUUGAGGCCAUUAAUGUUGAGGAGAACCAAGGAAACCAAGGAUAAAGAAGGAAGGCCCAUACUUGUGCUUCCACCAAUGGAUAUACAAAUCAUUGAGUGUGAACAUUCAGAAGCUGAACAUGAUUUCUACGAUGCCCUUUUCAGAAGGUCGAAGGUUAAGUUUGAUCAGUUUGUGGCGCAAGGGAAGGUUCUUCACAAUUAUGCAUCUAUCCUUGAGCUAUUGCUUCGGUUGAGGCAGUGUUGCAAUCACCCCUUUCUUGUCUUGAGUUAUAUAAUAUGCAGUCGAGCUGAUUCAAAACAGUAUACGGACUUGAACAAACUUGCAAGAAGGUUCCUGGAAACAAAUGCUGAUUCUGCUGCUCGAGAACAGACAGUCCCCACCCGAGCAUACAUUGAAGAGGUUGUUGAGGACAUCCGGAAGGGAGAAAACAAUGAGUGCCCCAUUUGCAUGGAGUAUGCAGAUGACCCUGUGCUCACACCAUGUGCACAUAGGAUGUGCAGGGAAUGUCUCCUUUCAAGCUGGCGAACACCUACUACUGGGCUAUGCCCAAUCUGCCGAACUUUGUUGAAGAAAGCUGACCUCCUUACAUGUCCAACAGAGAACAAAUUCAGAGUUAAUGUUGAGGAGAAUUGGAAGGAGUCUUCAAAGGUUUCAAAACUCCUGGAAUGCUUGGAAAGAAUCCGCAGGUCAGAUUGUGGCGAAAAGAGCAUUAUUUUCAGCCAGUGGACGUCAUUUUUGGACCUCUUAGAGAUUCCAUUGAGAAGGAGAGCAAUUGGGUUCUUAAGGUUUGAUGGAAAACUAGUGCAAAAGCAAAGGGAGAGGACCUUGAAGGAGUUCAAUGAAACCAAAGAAAAAAUGGUAUUGUUGAUGUCCCUGAAAGCUGGUGGCGUUGGCCUGAAUCUAACUGCAGCCUCCAAUGUCUUCCUAAUGGAUCCAUGGUGGAAUCCUGCAGUGGAGGAACAAGCAAUAAUGAGAAUCCAUCGAAUAGGACAGAAGCGAACAGUUACUGUUAGAAGAUUCAUUGUUAAGGACACGCUGGAGGAACGAAUGCAGCAAGUUCAGGCAAGGAAGCAACGGAUGAUAGCCGGUGCACUCACGGAUGAAGAAGUCCGGUCAGCCAGGAUUGAAGAACUCAAAAUGCUAUUUAGAUAAAUCUAAUAACUUUUUUUUUUAUUUUUUUAUUGAAUCUCUUUUGGGUUAGGAAAAAUUGUGAUAUUAGAGGGGGGAAAGAGAAGAUGCAAGUUUUUUAAGGGGUUCCCUAUGUAUAGUGAUGUGAAGUAAAUUCAGGUCGUUUGGCUAACAAUAGUGAUAUCACAUAGUGCAAAAUUGACAAGGAACAGCCAAAAUGUGGAGGAAAAUGACAAAGAUGUAUUUAUCAGAAGAAUGGCCACCAGAAAAGUCCAGUAGGGAAGGGAACAAAUAUAAGCCAAGCAAAUAAAGGGUAGGAAUCAACCACGUAGGAAAGAUUCAAGCCAUUGGAUCAAAUAGGGACAUAGAAGAGCAUAUAAAAAAGAAAAGGAGUGAAUGAUAAAAAGAUCUGGUCAUAAAUAAAUAAAUAAAUAAAAAUAUUAAACGUUGAUGUGAAGGAAUUGAUAUUCAAAGGUCAAAAACAGGAGGAAGAGUGUGAGUUAAAAGGCUAAAGCAAAAGGGGAGUCCCCGCGGCUUUUACAAGUUAGUUGAAGUCGGUUUGAUAAUAAAAGUGACUGAUGAAUUCAUUUUUUGAAGCGUUGGAAAGCCAAUUCAGACUCUGACAUGACACCUUAUUUCUAAUUAAGUUUCCUUUUUCUCAGCUCCAUCUUUUGCUUUCCUCGCCUUCCCUUUCUUUUUCUUCUGAAUUAGGAACAACACCCAUUUGCACAAUCUUCCAUUAAGAUUUUCAACUUUCCUCCGAUACAAUUUUCUGUAAUCUGUUUUGCCAGGCUUCAUUUAAAGAAAAUGUAAACAAUUUUAGGUGGAUGAAACAGUAGGUGUAAAAGGGUGAAAGUAAGCUAAGGUACAGCUAAAUCCAAGCAUCUUAGCCAAACCGCAAUAACACACUACACGCUUAAAUACUAACAACAACAACCCAGUCCCAAUCAUUUAAUUUAAUAAUAAAGGCGUUACAAAAGAAAAGCAAAGCUGAGCCGAGCCGAGCCGAGUGACAAAUUGACAACUGGUCACACGCGCCACACACACAUAACGUGCACACCACAAGCCUCUUUAUAUAUAUGUCUCUCCUCAACCAUCUCUCUCUUAAACAUAAACCUAUCUCAUUUCUCUCUCCCAUCAAACUUACAACUGAAAGACCUUCACUUCUAUACUACUUUUUUAUCUACUGUUUUUUCUUUUCAAUUAUUUUAAAACAGAACAUCAAUCUCUUAUCCAUGGCUACUGCCUCUUCUUCGUCAUCAUCAUCAUCUACGAGGAGUGAGCCCAGCCGUCUCCAGCGGAAGAAACCGGCGUCGCUACAGAUAAAUCGGCCUUGCUGGAACGUCGCGAUUCCUCUUCUCUCUCCUCUGAUUACUUCACCUACUGCGAUUGAUAAUCAUCAUCUUCGGACGGCUGAAAUCAAAUCUAGAGAGGAACAGCACCGAGUAGUAGAGUCCGAGAAGAAAGCUUCAGCUUCAGCAGUUGUGUUCAAAAAAUGGCAGCAUCCGGCGGCUCCUCUUUGUUACGAGCCUGCCCCUUUUGCCCCCUCUUUCUUCGUGCCUGUUUAGAUUAGUUGGGGCUAAUUUUGGGUUUUUCUUUUCUUUUUCUUAUAGGUUUUGCUAACCUUUUUGUA
Ricinus communis (castor bean) is the source of this 5320-nucleotide messenger RNA. Its product is annotated as DNA repair protein RAD5B. The transcript is spliced from 18 exons. The coding region runs from base 343 to 3711 and encodes 1122 amino acids. The record is from RefSeq and is a predicted model, not a curated record. Gene Ontology annotation, molecular function: ATP-dependent chromatin remodeler activity; hydrolase activity, acting on acid anhydrides, in phosphorus-containing anhydrides; zinc ion binding. NCBI's taxonomy places the organism in Eukaryota, Viridiplantae, Streptophyta, Magnoliopsida, Malpighiales, Euphorbiaceae.